Rhipicephalus microplus (southern cattle tick) is the source of this 3419-nucleotide messenger RNA. RefSeq lists its product as uncharacterized. The record is from RefSeq and is a predicted model, not a curated record. NCBI's taxonomy places the organism in Eukaryota, Metazoa, Arthropoda, Arachnida, Ixodida, Ixodidae.
AGUUUUUUUUGUCGCUUCAUUCAAAACUGUGACACAUUUGCUAAAAGAAAAUGGCAGAAGAUCUUGAUUCACUGAAGUGUGUUAUCACUUCAUUGCUAAUUGCUCAUAGCAGGCCCAUGACGAUUUCCGAAUUCACAAAGGUCUACAAGUCUGAGGAAGGCCAUCCCGUGCCAUUUGAUAAAUUUGGUUGUGCAAAUGUUCACCAGUUUCUAAACAAAAUUUCUGACGCAGUUACUUUAAAGCAUGGCCCUACUGGAGAAUAUGUAAUUCAACCUAAGAUAACGCAGGAAGUCAAGCACAUUGACCGAUUGGUCAAGCAACAAAAGCCAAGCUCUGCAAAAUCUAAAGUCAAGCACCCGAUGUACAGACCACCGGUGCGAGGGAGGUAUGUGCCAAGGGCCCGAGGAGGUGGCAGUUCCUUUGGUGGAAAAGGCCGCGCAAUAACAGCCAUGGCACCACAGAUGCAGUCUGUACCUUCAGUUUCACAAGACAUGCUUCCAAGCAUUCCAGAUUCAAAGAACAGAACUUCACCUGAAUCAGUGGCCUCAACAGGCACAGCUCAAUACAGGGGUGUGUCAAAGCUCCACCAUUCAUUACUACAAAAUUCCACUGCUUUCAACGGCAAUGCAUCAAGUUCUCCCACUCAUACGAACACAAAAGACCAUUUUGAAGUCGAUUCACCCAGUCACUCCGCCCGUUUCGUUAAACAGGAACAAGUUCUUAUAGAAUCUCUGUUUGCUUCUCAAAGUGAAAAUUGUAAGGAAGUUUCGAACACUGCUGAGCAUGCACACUACAGUGGUGACACCAUGAGCCAAUUGUUGGGGCUCAACUUAGUUUCUGUAAAGCAAAGUAAACAUUAUAUGCCCUGCAACAGCCUUGUUCAAAAGUGGAUAGCGCAGCAGCAUGUUACCGGUGGCAUGUUUCAACCUGCGUGUACACAGACUUUGCCGGUGCAAGGUACCAGCGCUAUUCCUGGUCAGCCUUUUCUGAGGCCUUCACUGUGUCAUCCGUUCAUGCCUUCACCACAAAAAGCGGAUGUUACCUGUAAUAGUGAACCAAACGGGCAGGUUGUGUGCAGUAUGCUCAAUCCUGAUGCUGUUGCAUACCAACCCACACCUACUGGCGCACAAGCAAGUACUGGCCGAGAUGAACGCUCUAGGGGAGCUGUCAGCAGAGAGUUUACUGACAACCAGACACAAGUUGCACCUGAAGUGGUGAACAAAGGAACAUCAACAGAUGAUUUUUGCAUUCCAAAAGGUUUUGCAACUUGCUUGAGGAGCAUUUUAGAUGAGUAUCCAACUGGUGUUGACAUUAAAGUGCUAAUGGGAAUGUGUGAGGAAAGAAUUGGAAGUAGUGCUUACUUCACGCAGAAUAAGCACCCCCUUGAAAUGUUGCCAGAUAUUUUAUCUUCAGUCUCUUCGGCAUGCGUUAUGCCAGACUCGAGAGGUGUGUACAGAGUAAUGCUUCCCUGGAAGGAAAAGGAGAGUGGUGUUCCUCCCCUGCCUGAUGAUAUCAGGAUUGGAUUGCAGUCUAUUCUCCUCAAUUAUCCGAAAGGCCUCCAAGUUUCAGAGCUGCUUGACAUCUAUGAAAACCAGUUUGGUGAGCAUGACCACAUCAAAGCUUAUGGCCAGUGCACAAGCGGCUUCAUUCGUAACAUACUGUAUGCACUUCCCUUCGCAGCUGUGAAAAACCGUGGUGAUGGAGAACACAUCGUACAAUUAACUGAAGAGGGUCUUCAAAAUUCAUUGCAGCACGUAGGUCAAUCUACUCCUAAAAUCGCUGCUGAAGAGUUCUACGCUUAUCCCAUACAAGAACUGCCCCACUGCUGGACAUUUUCUGUUGCUAUAGGAGAAGUGUUUUCUCCAUCAGACUUUUAUUUUUUAAUUACAGAAGACGGUGCGAUCUCUCAACUAACAUACCUAAUGAAUGAGCUAGACGAGUUCUACAACAGUGCUGCUUCGAAUUUUUAUUCUGUAAACAUCAACGAUUUGAAGCCCGGGCUUGUUUGUGCUGCUCUGUACACGACUGAUGGACAACCACUCUGGCAUAGGGCAGUUGUAAAAAGUGUUCAGGCUUGUGAAGUGUUUGUGUUCUACAUUGAUUAUGGCACAGUAAUGCCUGUGAAAGUUUUCGAAAUCAGGAGACUGCGAUCCGACUUUUUAAAACUUCCUGCACAGGCAAUCAAGGCUUCGCUUUCAAGUGUAAAGCCUGAUAAUGAGCAGGCAUGGACUCCUAAAGCUAAGGAGCGCUUCUUGCAGCUAGUGAAAAUGGGUGAAUGCACCUGCUCUGUUGUGCGCAAAGAGGAGGACAUCUGUUUCGUUGAGUUGAUAAUGUCUGAUGGCAAGAUGGAGUUCUCUCUUAGUGAGGUCAUGGUUUAUGAAGAGCUCGCAGUAAGCACAAUUGUGACGGAAGCAGUUGCACCAAGAACUGCUAUAGAACCGUGGACUUUCUCGAAUGGUUACACUGCUGACAUCAUUGUGUGGAAUGGGCAACGCUACAUGUCUUCUAUGGCUAUCUCAAAGGUUUUUGGCUGGAAAGAGGACUUGGUUUCAAAAAAGCUUUCUGAUAAGAAUGUCCGUGUGAACGGUGCUUUACUGGAAAAAAAGUGUGUCCCAGAACUUCACCUUGAAGUAUGUCUGAGCGACAAUGUCUUUUAUUUUGACAGCAUCCAGUUGUAUAACUUAGAGAGCGUUCCAUUCAUUCUCCAAAUCUUGCAACAUCCAUUGGACAAUUUGAGAUAUGAGUUGGAAAGCAAGUUGGUCAGCUUCAAUACUCUGUCUGAUGGGACUGUGUCUAUGGAUAAAGCGGACAACUGUGAUAAGCGGUGCUCUGGUUAUGAUGACGACUCACCACUGACUAAUGAUGCUAGCAGGUCGCAAGACAGUGCUCAAUCUUCUGCAUUCAUGCCGCAAAGUCAGACCAAUGUCACUAGCAGCGGAAACUCGCAAGAUGCUUUCAGACGUAACCUCGAGACAAAAUUGGCAGAAUUGAAGCAGAAACGGGCUUCGUUGAGGAUGGCAUUUUACAAGAACCGAGACUCUGUUGCUCUACCUGAACUGGAGUUUAUUGAAAGAAAAGUUGACUCCUUCACAAAGGUGCUGAAUGAGCUCGACAUCAGCUCUGGUCACCAAGUUGUCACAGAGCCUUCCAAUCUGUCAGCAUCCAGCUCUUCUAAGAACCCCAACAACACGACAGGAAGUUCUCCUCAAAGUGUUGUAGACAAGUUCCAAAGCAAGCUACUGGAAGCAUUGAUGACUUCAAAGCAGAAGUGAUCGACGUUACAAGUUGUGUGUUGCUUUUAUUUAUGUGGCAAAGAACUAAAGUUUUUCUUUUUGUUUAGAGUGCCAUCUUUAAAUUUAGGUGUUCAUAAGUCAUUGUACAAAUCGUGCUGCAUUGUUAAUAAAUUGUUUCAAUCUGUA